Salvia miltiorrhiza (redroot sage) is the source of this 672-nucleotide messenger RNA. RefSeq lists its product as uncharacterized. The coding region runs from base 1 to 672 and encodes 223 amino acids. The transcript has 2 exons. NCBI's taxonomy places the organism in Eukaryota, Viridiplantae, Streptophyta, Magnoliopsida, Lamiales, Lamiaceae. The record is from RefSeq and is a predicted model, not a curated record.
AUGCGGAAGGUGGGAAUGGGGGAGCUGGGUACUAAAGAUGGGUGGGAAUGGACAGAGACAGAUGAUGGCAAAUUCACCACCAAAUCUGCCUACGACGUAAUCAAGUCAAGAAGAAACGAGAGUACUCACCACGCUGAUGACAAGUGGAGAAUGGCGGAGGUCUGGAAGACGCCCGCGCCUCAUAAAGUCACGGUUACAACAUGGAGAUUACUUCGGAAUCGUUUACCGACGUGUGACAAUAUUAGAAAGAGGGGAGUACUCUUGGCUGAAGAAGAUCAGGCGUGUCAACAUUGCAACGAACAAGAUGAGAAUGCUUCCCAUCUGUUCACCACCUGCACAAAAACACAGGAGAUUUGGGAUGAAAUCCAAAAAUGGUGUGGGAUUAGCAUGGCCAGACCAGCUUCGACAGCAAUGCAUUGGGAAAUGUUCGGUCAUUGUGGAAAGAAGAAAAAGAUCCGGAAGCUGCUGAAUAUGAUUUGGAUCGGAUGUGUUUGGAUGCUAUGGAAGAAAAGAAAUGAGAGAAUAUUUGAAGGAAAAGAGACGAUAGUCGGUGACUUCAUUCAGGAAAUCAAAGCUAGAACUUGGGGAUGGAAUCGCACCUUCGGUGUUGUGGAUAUUGAUAUGAAUUUUGUAGAGUGGAGCGCUAACGAUCUCAUCUCUCGACUUGUAUAA